AUGACGAUGAAGAUGUUUGGCAAAAAUAGGGACGGCAGACUGGAUUUGAAUGACCUGGCCAGAAUAUUGGGCCUGAAAGAGAACUUCUUACUGAAGUUUAAGAUGGACGCUUGCACUCAGGAGGACAGGACGAGAGACUUUGAGAAGAUAUUUGCUCACUAUGAUUGGAGUAAGACAGGUGCGUUGGAGGGUCCUGAAGUUGAUGGAUUUGUCAAGGAUAUGAUGGAGCUGGUGAAGCCCAGCAUUAGUGGCACAGACCUGGACAAGUUCAGGGAUGCCCUGAUGGGUCACUGUGACAUCAAUGGAGACGGAAAGAUCCAGAAGAACGAGCUGGCUCUUUGCCUCGGACUCAAACUCAGCUAA
Molecule: messenger RNA, 363 nt
Organism: Cottoperca gobio
Lineage: Eukaryota; Metazoa; Chordata; Actinopteri; Perciformes; Bovichtidae
Product: secretagogin-like
Exons: 6
Coding region: 1-363 (120 amino acids)
Biological process (GO): regulation of long-term synaptic potentiation; regulation of presynaptic cytosolic calcium ion concentration
Cellular component (GO): cytosol; nucleus; dendrite
Molecular function (GO): calcium ion binding
Source: RefSeq, a predicted model, not a curated record